CCCCGGGGGGACAGCCUGAGACCUGCGUCUCUGAUUGCUGCUUGGACACGUCCGUCUGGCUAAGCCUAGACGUCCGAAACCUUCCCUCAAAACUCACCUCUCUUAGUGCAGGUUGGGUUGACCUCACAAAUCCCACUACGGCCCCGCAUCCUCGGGGGUCGCCCCAGUCUGUCUCGGCGCGGGGCCGGCUGGUGGGACGGCCCCUCCCAGAACGCCCCGCGGGCGGGUGCGGGGAGCGCCCGGGAACUACAACUCCCAGGAUUCUGCGCGCCCUCGGGGGCGGGGCUUCCUGGCGGCGGCGCCAGCGGAGAAGAGAUGGCCGAGGCGCCGGGCUCGGGCCGCCGCGCGCUGUACAAAGCGGUGGGCUCACCGCCGUGGAAAGAGGCUUUUCGGCAGGUGGGCGUGGGGUUUGGGAAACCUCGGCUGGGUCGUCGUCACUCCCCUUAUCCGCCCGGGCCGCCGCCGUCCCGCGUGCCGGGCGAGGGAUGCCUGGAGAGAAUGAGAAACAGCCGCGACAGGCUUCUCAGCAGAUACCGCCAGGCCGGAGGCAGUGUGCCAAGGAGAGCUCAGAGCAGCCUGCUGGUGCGGGAGGUGAUGGAGGAAGAGUGGAGCGCUCUGCAGUCCGUGGACAGCUGUCCGGAGGGCUUGUCCCAGCUGGAGGAGCUGCUGGACCUGGCUGUGCUCGAGGAAAUCCAGCAGGAGCUGGCUGAACAAGAACGGUGCAUCCUGAGCGAGUAUGAGACGAGCCUGCAGUUUGAUGAGAAGUGUCUCAGCGUCAUGCUGGCCGAGUGGGAAGCAAACCCCCUCAUCUGCCCUGUGUGCACAAAGUCCAACCUGAGAGUGUCAGGAGGCGUGGUCGCGUGUCCGUGUGGCCUGUACCUCUCCUCGCACUCUCCGGAGUUGACGGAGCCGAAGCUUCGGGCCUGUUUAGAGGACAGCGUGAACGAGCACAGCGCACACUGUCCCCACACGCCUGCGUUUUCAGUCACAGACGGGACGGAAGAAAAGCCCAGUCUUCUCAUGAGCUGCGUGAUGCUUAUAAAUGCCGUUUAGUCUCUGGAAUUUACCUGCAUCGGAGAGUGGAGGCUUGUGAUACGUGGGCUGUGAUCGUCUAGAGCUGGCCUCCGCUUCUCGUUCUCCUGGGGAGCACGACGCGCUCGUCUGAGACCGGCCUUGUAAAUACCAGCCUUUAAUUUAUAACUUAUUUCGUAUUAAAAUUUUCAAACUCUC
Messenger RNA from Ailuropoda melanoleuca (giant panda), 1230 nucleotides. It is a transcript of the gene RPAIN, whose product is annotated as RPA interacting protein. Gene Ontology annotation, cellular component: nucleus; PML body. The transcript is spliced from 8 exons. The record is from RefSeq and is a predicted model, not a curated record. Gene Ontology annotation, biological process: protein import into nucleus. Lineage: Eukaryota; Metazoa; Chordata; Mammalia; Carnivora; Ursidae. The coding region runs from base 316 to 1053 and encodes 245 amino acids.